Ostrea edulis (European flat oyster) is the source of this 1801-nucleotide messenger RNA. Its product is annotated as calreticulin-like. The coding region runs from base 141 to 1385 and encodes 414 amino acids. Lineage: Eukaryota; Metazoa; Mollusca; Bivalvia; Ostreida; Ostreidae. Gene Ontology annotation, molecular function: calcium ion binding. Gene Ontology annotation, cellular component: endoplasmic reticulum membrane; endoplasmic reticulum. The transcript has 9 exons. The record is from RefSeq and is a predicted model, not a curated record. Gene Ontology annotation, biological process: protein folding.
CUCGGUCGCCCUGCGCGUGGUGAGGUUUGAUUGGUUCAACUUUGCAAUGUGGACCAAUGAAAGCAUUCCAUCUGUCAAGUCACGUGGACUAAGCCGGCAUUUACACUAUCAACAUCACUAUUCUUGAGGACGUUGCGAAGAUGAAAACGUUCGUUUGUCUGCUCCUUUUCCUGGGAGUUGCCUUGUCAGAUCCCACUGUAUAUGUCAAGGAAGAAUUCGACUCAGAAAGUUGGAAAGAUAAAUGGGUAGAGUCCACUUUCAAAGGAGCAGACCAGGGUAAAUUUGCCUGGACAGCUGGAAAAUUCUAUGGGGAUGCUGAUAAAGACAAGGGAAUCCAGACCUCUCAGGAUGCAAAGUUCUAUGGAAUUUCUUCCAUGCUCGAGAAACCAUUUAGCAAUGCAGGAAAACAACUUGUUAUUCAAUUCACAGUAAAACAUGAACAAAAUAUUGACUGUGGAGGUGGAUACAUCAAACUUUACCCCAAAGAUCUGGACCAAAAAGCUCUUCAUGGAGAUUCUCCAUAUUUCAUAAUGUUUGGACCUGAUAUUUGUGGACCUGGCACCAAAAAAGUCCAUGUUAUUUUCAACUACAAAGGAAAGAAUUUGCUAUGCAAAAAAGAUAUCCGCUGCAAAGACGAUGUUUUCACUCAUCUGUAUACGCUAAUCGUCAAUUCUGAUAAUUCCUAUGUAGUGAAAAUUGAUAAUGAGAAGGUGGAGAGUGGACAACUAGAGGAGGACUGGGACUUCCUGCCACCAAAGAAAAUCAAGGACCCAGAAGCCAAGAAGCCAGAUGACUGGGAUGAACGUGAGAAGAUUGAUGAUCCUGAUGACAAAAAACCCGAGGAUUGGGAUAAACCUGAGCAUAUUCCCGACCCAGAUGCCAAGAAACCCGACGAUUGGGAUGAUGAGAUGGAUGGCGAAUGGGAACCACCACAGAUUGACAAUCCAGACUACAAGGGAGAAUGGAAACCAAAGCAGAUUGAUAAUCCUGAAUACAAAGGGAAAUGGAUCCACCCAGAAAUUGAUAAUCCUGAAUAUACUGCCGACUCAGACCUUUACAAAUAUGAUGAUGUUGGAGCUGUUGGAUUUGAUCUUUGGCAGGUGAAAUCUGGUACAAUAUUUGACAACAUCCUGGUCACCGAUGAUGAAAAAUUCGCUGAGGAAGUUGGAAAAGAAACAUGGGGGGCUACCAAAGAUCCAGAAAAGAAAAUGAAGGAUGAGCAGGAUGAAGAAGAGAGAAAGCAGAGGGAGGAGGAAGAGAAGAAGAGGAAAGAGGAAGAAGAUAAGAACAAAAAAGAUGAUGAUGAUGAUGAAGCUGAUGAUGACGAGGGUGAUGAUGAGGAUGAGAAAAAGGAUGAUGAUGAUAAAGUUAAGGAUGAAUUAUAAUGAACCAGUUAUGCUAGAUCAUGAAGACAUUUUGCAGCAUUCAAGUAGACCAAUUGGGCAAUUCUACAUUACCUCAUUGCUCACUACAUAAUUCCAUUACUCGUGAUUGUCCAUUCAUGAAUGUGAUUGUGUGUAUGUCUCGGUGUAUUUGUGUCUGAAUGAAAAGUGUACUUGUGAUUGAAUGUUUAUGACUUGAGUGAUUAAGAGUUACAAAUGUAGAGGGGAUGUUUUUCUACUCUGGGGUCUUUUAUUUAUUGUUUUCUAUUCACUUUUCAGCUGUUAGCUUUACUUAAAAUAGGUUUAAAAUCAAAUUACAGUUGCCCAUCUUUGCAUUUCAGUUGUUACAAUACCGAUAUCUGUUGUUGAGUAUAAUUUAUUUUGGAGAGUGAAUAAAAGUGGGGUUUUUUAAGUAAAAA